AUAGGGCUUGUAAUCGACAAUGUGAUCUAUGACUGCUCACAAUUCGUCAAGGAGCAUCCAGGGGGGGAGGCAGUGAUCAGGCGCUAUGCUGCGAAAGACUGUUCACUGCAGUUUUGGAAAUUUCAUAGAGAAUGUCACCUUGUGAAAUACGGCCCAGUCCUUCAAGUGGGACAGGUAGUAGUCAAAGUGGACAAAGCCGAUCCUCCUCCAAAUCUGCCUCCGAUAAUUUAUAGUAAUUCAACCUUUGAGUACGACGAUGACUGGUAG
Exophiala aquamarina CBS 119918 is the source of this 267-nucleotide messenger RNA. RefSeq lists its product as uncharacterized. Gene Ontology annotation, molecular function: heme binding. Lineage: Eukaryota; Fungi; Ascomycota; Eurotiomycetes; Chaetothyriales; Herpotrichiellaceae. The transcript has a single exon. The annotation marks the transcript as partial. The record is from RefSeq and is a predicted model, not a curated record.